Molecule: messenger RNA, 2212 nt
Organism: Penaeus monodon (black tiger shrimp)
Lineage: Eukaryota; Metazoa; Arthropoda; Malacostraca; Decapoda; Penaeidae
Exons: 7
Coding region: 555-1379 (274 amino acids)
Source: RefSeq, a predicted model, not a curated record
AGAGAGAGAGAGAGAGAGAGAGAGAGAGAGAGAGAGAGAGAGAGAGAGAGAGAUGCAUAUUAUCCACUUAUGUAUAUGCACGUUUACGAUAUCACGUGAAAGACAAAAAAAGAAGAAAAAAAAAGCACGAACCCGCGAGAGCUCAUAACACGAUAACGAACCGACACAGCAUAAUGAGAGAGGACAAAAUAUCAUCCAUGAAGCAUAACUCCACCUGUUUCGAAGCGAUUUUUUUUUCCUUUCCUUUCUCGAUUUUUGGCGCGCAAUGGAUGUGGAGUUGCCAAGUUAUUAAUAUUCAAGGAAGGGUAAUGGCUGCAGUAACCCUCAUUGGGGAGGCCUGGCGAAGGGGUCGUUUCGAGAGGGUCGUCCGUUAAGUCGUCUUACGCCCACACGCGCGAAGGGUUUGGGGCGGGAAGGAGAGCGAGACAUGGGCGUCGCGUAGUGGUUCAUUCGCGUUCGAGACCGGCGGUCGUUCGCUUCACCGACAGGGCAGAGCGAGUUCGUGAGAUCGACGUCAGCGAAUCGACCACGCCCCCUCGCCCUCAAACCCACCAAUGGGCGGCCUUUGUGACUGGACGAUGUUGCUCCUUCUGUCUGUCUUGUGCGGGAUGGCCGCGGGGCUGCAGAUAACAGGUAUCCAGGUCCCCGCCACCGUUAUCAGCGGGGACCAGGUGCGUCUGACCUGUUCCUUCGAGUUCAACGGCGACAAACUCUACUCUCUCACCUGGUGGAAAGACGAACAGCUGUUUUUCAAGUACCUGCCGAUUAACAACAGGAAGACGGUAUACGAGACGCCGGGUAUUACCGUGGAUAAACGGAUAUCGACGCUCCACGAGGUGAUUCUCUCCCACGUGGACCACCGCGCCUCCGGCAAGAUGCGCUGUGAGGUUGUGGCAGACCAGCCGAGCUUUGAGAAGGACUCGAUGUCAGCCAACAUCACGGUUGUAGACCCCCCCCCUCGAGGCCCGGACAUCACCGGCGCCCGCGAAUCGUACACCAUCGGAGAACUUCUGCUUCUGAACUGUUCAUCGUCCUUCUCCUACCCGCCCACCAACCUCUCCUGGGUCAUCAACGGGCAGAAGGCGCUCCGUGAGACCGUGGUGGUGUACCCGAGGGACAGGGACAGCGAGGGGCGUGAGUCCUCGUGGUCGGGCCUGCAGAUGUGCCUUCGUCGAGAGCACUUUCGCAACGGCGUCCUGGUUCUGCGCUGCAUAGCUACGAUCCUCCACGUGUACAACAUUUCCUCCGAAAUCCGUAUUACCGAUUCGAGCUACAUCCAGAGUGCACCGAGAGAGGGAGCUUCCACUGCAGGAGCCGGAUCGUCGAGCCUCCUGCUUCCCCUUCUGCUGCUGCUGCCCGGCAUGCUGAGGGGAACCUGAUGAUGCCACCGCGCCCCUCACUUUCUUCCGGGCAGCGUCUGCAUGGGCGUGGAGUUGUGGGCGUGAAGUAGAGGCGUGUCUGUAUCUGUGUUACGUAACGGUGGGCGGAUUCCCUCCCCUUGCCUGUCAGUGUAGUUGCUAUAUGAUUUAAUUACCAGAACGUAUGUGUAUAAUCACUGUAUUUUAUUUAUUUAUUUACUUCUUUCUCCUUUUUUUUGUCAAUUUUGGUAAGAUGGUCUGUUAAUGAAGAAGAAAAAUAACCUUUAUUUGAUAAAUUAUCAACGAAAAGCUUACGACUGCACGUAGCCUACAGGGAACCGAGUGCGUUGUGUGUGGUGUGUGUGUGUGUGUGUGUGUGUGUGUGUGUGUGUGUGUGUGUGUGUGUGUGUGUGUGUGUGUGUGUUUGUGUGCUUAUGUGCGCGCGUGUGUGUGUGUUUGUGUGCAUGUGUGUGUUUACGCGUCUCAUGUGCACAUCUAAGCCCAGAUAUGACCCCUCGGAGAUGGGUUGAGAUACGUAAAUACUCAAGCGUGCAACAGUGCCGCUGUCUGUCACCCAGGCGCUAUCAUCACACGCUGACAGGUGUGGGAACUUAUCGCCAAAGAACCAAUUAACUCUAGUUCUGCAAAUAGUUUUAAUACCCGUGCCAGGUCUGUUGACUGUGUGUAGAGAGAGUUCACUGUGCACUAGGCAGGUGACGGUGUGUAUUGUUUUCAAGUGUGGUCAUGUAUUAGGUAUACUCACUGUUUCAUACCUCAUUAAGAACAUUACAAAAGUCAUUUUACUGCUGAAACAUUUUUUUUUCGGUGAACAUAAAACUGUAAUCGGAAGCUUU